UGUGUUUGGGACAUGCAAUGACCUUAUAUUCACAAAGCAUGAACCGGUAGGAAACAUAAAAUCGGAGUUAUAACCCAUUUGUACCCUUUUGCGUUUCUUUUUUUGAAGAGUAUAUGAUGAAUCUGAAUUACCUGUGUUAGCCGUGACAAGAAGUCGAGCAGAACGUGUAGAUCUAAUAAAACGUCAUGUAGUGGCUCAUUUUGGUGCUGAGAGAACAUUAGAGUUAGCUAAAGAAAUUGAUCAGUCAAUAACCUUAAGAGAAGUUCAAAUACUCAUAGCUACAUGUAAACAAUGUCUAGAAGGUCCACAUGUUAUUCCUAAAUGUACUUUAAGUAUGACAAGAACUGCUAUUAAACCAUGGCAGAUUGUGCACACUGAUUUCGUGGAACCGAUUCCAAGGACAAUUGGGGGUUAUGAAUAUAUUUUUACAUUUAAAGACGAUUUAACAAGAUUUGUGUUCGCGAUUCCGGUUACUUCACAAACGACUAUCUGCAAAGAAAGUAUUAAUCACAUUUUCUCUAUUUUUGGUCCUCCUGAAUACCUGCAUAUGGAUAAUGGUUCAGUGUUCACAUCUUCUGAAUACAAGUUUUCUUAAGGAGUGGAAUGUUGAAAGCAGUUAUACACCUAUUUACAAACCACAAGCUAAUCCUGUGGAACGUGCUCAUAGAACUUUAAAAAAUGCAUUGCUAAAAACUGCUGAAACAGAAAAACAGUGGGAUGUUGUGCUUCCUAAAAUUGUAGAAGCCCAUAAUGCGGUGACAAAUAGAACAGGUAUUCCUCCAUAUCAUGCUAUGUUUGGAAGAUCGAGUCCAGUUUUUCACAUGAUUUCAGGUCAGGAUGGUAACUUUCAACAGUGUGUUGCUGUUAAAAUACUGACUGGUUCAAGUUUAAGAAACAACACUUAAGAACUGGUUUUACUGUAUCAAAAGUGUAUGGUGAUUUUCUGUGUGUAACUAAUAUGGAACGGCAUCAUCGUGAGUCUGUGAUUGUCAGCAAAGACUUGGUCAUCCCUGAUAUAACAUCUUAGGGGGAAGGAAUGUGGGACUAUCUACGACGAACACUCGUCAUUGUCCGUGAACAUGUUAUUGUCUGUGAACAUUCGUUGUACUUCGGUAUGAUUCGUAUUGUGUUAUGUGCGCGCGCAUGUCUCAUGGUUAUCAUGUUUCAUGUAUCAUGUGGAUCAGCUGGUCACUUGUUAAAUGUCUGUAAAGUAAAAUUGUGUUAAUAUUUUUCGUUGUUCGUGUUCUUCUGACACAGAGAUGGUGGCUCACAAUGUCAAUAGCAACUUUAUAUCGAAAGAUGUCCAGCGUUAUGAAAACAAGUCACGCACUAGUUUAUUUUUAGUGAUGCUCGUGUUUGGUGAUUUGGAAUUUUCCAAAGACUGGAAGAAGAGAUCUGUUCAAGAGUCAAGUAAACUACUGAGAUCGGUGAAAGAAGCUAAACAUUUCUUGACGAGGGAACAGAAACGUAAUCUCGUGGAUACACGAACUCCGAGACCGAGACCAACUUGGUACCCAAGAACGAGACCGACACGGGGAACAACUUGGCACCCAAAACCUAAAGACAGAGGCCCUCAGGGGCGGAACGUAGACCAGUGGUAAACCGCUCGAUUUGGGAUCGAUACCCGUCGUCAACUACUGAGCGUCUACUGAAUAUUCAUGAGCAAACAGUUGAUAUCGAGUAAUGUCCAAGUGUAUAUAUAAAACUAUUCCAAAUAUAGAUGUUAAAAAAAAAAAAAAAAAAAUGCUUUAUUUAACGACGCACUCAACACAUUUUAUUUACGAUUAUAUGGCGUCAGACAUAUG
Gigantopelta aegis is the source of this 1805-nucleotide messenger RNA. RefSeq lists its product as uncharacterized. The transcript has 4 exons. Bases 1260 to 1601 code for a protein of 113 amino acids. NCBI's taxonomy places the organism in Eukaryota, Metazoa, Mollusca, Gastropoda, Neomphalida, Peltospiridae. The record is from RefSeq and is a predicted model, not a curated record.